GCCGGCCACUUACUUGGACACCUCCCCCAGCUCCUCCCUCGAUUUUUAUAUACCACAUACUGACACCAACCAAGGAAAUCACUAGCUGCUCACGGUGACGGUGAGGAUGACCGGAGUUCAGGUGAUGCCGGGGGUGGGCGCGGUGACCACGGUCGACGUGAGGACGGAGGGCGGCAAGGCGGUGGCGGGGCUCGCGAGGAGGCGUGUGGCGGUGGGGAGCAGCUCAAGCACGAGCCUGUUUGCUGGUGACUGGAGGAGGAGGCCUCGCCGGGCGACCUGCUCCGUCAGGCUCAGGCAGUGUGGCCGGGGCAGGGGCGGCAGGAGCGGCGGCCUCGCCAUCGUCAGCAACCUCGGGGGCAGUUACGAUGUUGGCUUUGGCGACGUCGACCUGCAACUGAUGAACUACUUUACCUACAAAGCCGUGAGGACCGUGCUGACCCAGCUCUACGAGAUGAACCCACCCAGCUACCGCUGGCUCUACAACUUUGUUGCUGUAAACAAGCCCACCGAUGGCAAGCUGUUCCUCCGCGCUCUUGGAAAGGAGAGGCAGGAGCUUGCAGAGCGGGUUAUGAUAACCCGGCUUAGCUUGUACGGGAAAUGGAUCAAGAAAUGUGACCACGCAAAAAUGUACGAGAAGAUCUCCAACGAGAACCUGGAGCUGAUGCGGGAGAGGCUCAUGGAGACGGUCAUCUGGCCAACCGACGACACCAACACGGAGAAGAUCGGCUGAUAUGCAUGCGGUUUCAGUAAUUUCAGCCGCUGAACUUCAUUAAUUAAUUAGCUCAUCGGUUAAUUAGGUAGAGCGAGGACUAUGCAUGCACACACGAUUGAGUCAAACAUGUGUAUAUAUGUAUGUGAUCUAGCACAGAGUCUAUAUGGUUGGGUCUUUUGGUGGAGAUACUGCAAGCUGUUUGUGUUGGUGUCGGUGUGUAAUGUGCCGCCUGUGUUGAUAGGCACAUUGACUAGCUGGGUUAAAUGUAUGGAUUUAGUCAUCACCCAUCAGUGCAAGGGUGUGUUUGAGCCCGGAGUUAUAUACAAAUGCUCACGUGUUAUGUGCCUCUC
Messenger RNA from Triticum dicoccoides, 1062 nucleotides. Its product is annotated as chaperonin-like RbcX protein 2, chloroplastic. Gene Ontology annotation, molecular function: protein folding chaperone. Gene Ontology annotation, biological process: ribulose bisphosphate carboxylase complex assembly. The coding region runs from base 107 to 730 and encodes 207 amino acids. Lineage: Eukaryota; Viridiplantae; Streptophyta; Magnoliopsida; Poales; Poaceae. The record is from RefSeq and is a predicted model, not a curated record. The transcript has 5 exons.